Molecule: messenger RNA, 1476 nt
Organism: Lathyrus sativus (Indian pea)
Lineage: Eukaryota; Viridiplantae; Streptophyta; Magnoliopsida; Fabales; Fabaceae
Source: the annotation of a GenBank genome assembly
AUGUCUGUUUCUGUUACCGUCACCUCCGCCGUGGGACCCUUUCUUUCCCGAUCCCGCCGGCGUUCAACGACGGCCCUCCGAUCCAGCAAGGUUUCACUUGAACAAACGAAAUUAUUAACGAAACUGAAACAAGAGUGUGCCACUCCUCUUCCCCUUCUUCAGCAUGUGGCCGAUACCAUGUCUUCUGAAAUGCGGGCCGGGCUUUCCUCCGUAGACGGGCCCGGGCUUCCCAUGAUACCUACAUAUGUCCACACUCUUCCCACCGGGAAUGAGAAAGGGUUGUUUUAUGCAUUGGAUCUUGGUGGAACAAACUUUCGUGUCUUGAGAGUAGAGUUAGGUGGCAAAGAUGAUCGUGUUAUUUCCACUCAGUUUGAACAAGUUUCUAUACCUCAUGAUCUCAUGUUUGCUACAUCCGAGGAGCUGUUUGACUUCAUUGCUUUGGGGCUAGCUAAAUUUGUAGCAAAAGAGGAUGGUAAAUUUCAUUUUCCACCGGGAAGAAAGAGAGAAAUUGGAUUCACAUUUUCAUUUCCUGUGAAACAAACAUCUAUUGAUUCUGGCAUACUAAUCAAGUGGACUAAGGGUUUUGCUGUCUCUGGAACUGUAGGACGAGAUGUGGUUGUUUGUUUGAAUGAGGCUAUGGAAAGACAAGGACUAGAUAUGCGAGUUUCUGCUCUGGUUAAUGAUACUGUUGGAACACUAGCUGGAGCAGAAUACUAUGAUAAUGAUGUUAAGGUUGCUGUUAUUUUGGGUACCGGAACCAAUGCUUGUUAUGUCGAGCAGAUAAGUUCCAUUCCAAAAUUACAAGGUCAUGUUGCUUCUUCUGGUAAAAUGAUCAUUAGUACUGAGUGGGGGGCUUUCUCCAAAGGUCUACCUUUAACCGUGUUUGAUAGAGAAAUGGACGCUGCUAGCAUCAAUCCGGGUCAGCAGAUCUUUGAGAAGACAAUCUCAGGAAUGUAUCUAGGAGAAAUUGCGAGACGAGUGCUACUCAAUAUGGCUGAAGAGGAUGAUUUGUUUGGAAGUUCUGUCUCUCAAAAACUGUCUACGCCGUUCAUACUUGGGACUCCCGAUCUAUGCGCCAUGCAUCAGGAUGAUUCUGGCGAUUUACAAAUUGUCGGGUCCCUCCUUUAUGAUAAAGCAGGGGUUGAAUCCAAUCUAAGGGAAAGAAAAGCAGUUCUAGAGGUUUGCGACACAAUUGUAAAGCGAGGCGGUAGCUUAGCUGGUGCAGGAAUUGUAGGAAUUCUGCAAAAAAUGGAAGAGGACUCAAAAGGUGAUUUCUUUGGAAAGAGAAGUGUCGUUGCCAUUGAUGGGGGUCUGUAUGAAAAUUAUCCUCAAUAUAGGACUUACUUGCAAGAUUCAGUAAAGGAGCUAUUAGGGACAGAAAAAUCAAACAAUGUGGUCAUAGAACACUCAAAAGAUGGUUCUGGUAUUGGAGGUGCUCUAUUGGCAGCUUCAAAUUCAAUGUACAAGCAAGAUUGA